AUGAUGCUGCAGCGCGCUGCGUGUCGCCCCAGCGUCGGCGCCGGAGUCGGCCUCCGUCUCUCCUCAGCGCCGAGCACUGCUGUCCGUGCUGCUCCGCGCUGGACGCGUCUUUACUCGGCCGGCGGCCCUUCCAAGCCCAAGUCGUCAAGCCGCGUGUUGCCGGCCGUCGCUGCAGUCCUCGCAGGCGGUGUCGGGUACCAGCUCGCUCAGUACCAGAAGACGAGCAAAAGCGGCGCCAUUCCCACGCUUUCCGGCCCUGUCGAUCUCGACGCCCUGACCAAGUCGCCCGUCGACAGCGGCAGCUUCGAGACGGCAGAUGCGAAGCUUCGCGAGGAUGUGUUUGUCGGCUCAUUUACGGCUGAGGGCAAGAACACUCACGUUCACGCCGCCAGAGUCGCCAGCAACCACCCCGUCGAGGACAUGAUGGCCUUCUCCCUGGCCCCGGGCGUGGGCAAGUCCGAGACGCUCUUCAACGGAGUCUACGAUGGUCACGCCGGAUGGGCAACUUCAGUCGUGCUUAAGGACGCCCUCAUCCCUGCCGUCUCCGCCCCUCUAUCUCAGCUCCCCAGCGGGACCCCAGACAGCACCAUCGACACCACGAUCGUCAAGGCCUUCACCAACCUCGACGACCUUCUCUUCGCCAACGCCAAGAAAGCCGUAGAUGGCCUCAAAGCCGGCACCUGCGAGACUGCAGACUCCCGCGUGACCUCCGUCCUUGCCCCCGUCAUCGCUGGCUCCUGCGCCCUCCUCUCCAUCUUCGACCCCGUAACCUCCACCCUCCGCGUCGCCUGCACCGGCGACUCUCGCGCCGUCCUGGGCUCCAUCCCCGCCGGCGCCACCUCGUACUCCUCCCUUGAGCUUUCCAAGGACCAGAACGGCCGCAACCAGGACGAGUUCGACCGGCUCGCCAAGGAGCACCCCGGUGAGGAGGCUGACAUGAUCGAUCCCAAGUCAGGGCGCCUGUUCGGAAUAGCAGUCACGCGCGCCUUUGGCGACCAUCGCUGGAAAUGGGACAACGACUUCAUCACUCAUAUCCACCAGAACUUUUGGGGCACCGGCCCGCGCCCCAAGACCAAGACGGCACCCUACAUGACCGCCGCGCCCGUCGUCACGACAACCAAGAUUGAGAGCCCCGACUUUGUCAUCCUCGCGUCGGACGGCCUGUGGGACCACAUCUCGUCCAAGGACGCCGUGGAAUGCGUCUCCCAAUGGAUCGCGGCGAAGAAGGCCGGAAAGCAGACGCCGCAGGACAAGCUCGCCGCCACCCCCGGCCAGAAGAGCGAGCUCGACUUCACCUACGGCUGGCCUAACUGGUACGCCAAACCUGAGAACUUUGUUGUCGAGGAUCUCGACAACGCCGCCGUCCACCUCAUCAAGAACGCCCUGGGAGGUGCCCGGAGAACCCUCUUCACCGGUGUCGCCCUCGCGUACCCUCCCCUGUCGCGUAGUGUAAGAGACGAUGUCACAGUGCAGGUCAUCUUUUUCCAGGAUCCCGCGAAGUCGGGCUGA
Molecule: messenger RNA, 1509 nt
Organism: Colletotrichum chrysophilum
Lineage: Eukaryota; Fungi; Ascomycota; Sordariomycetes; Glomerellales; Glomerellaceae
Exons: 2
Coding region: 1-1509 (502 amino acids)
Biological process (GO): protein dephosphorylation
Molecular function (GO): protein serine/threonine phosphatase activity
Source: RefSeq, a predicted model, not a curated record